This is a messenger RNA of Aureobasidium musti, 717 nucleotides long. Lineage: Eukaryota; Fungi; Ascomycota; Dothideomycetes; Dothideales; Saccotheciaceae. The record is from the annotation of a GenBank genome assembly.
AUGUUCGCCGCUCUAAGGCCGCAGUGCCUGAACGCUGCGCCCGCCGCUCGCACCUUCACAACCAGCGCAAUCCUCGCCUGGAAAUCACACAAGAACGCACUCGCCGAAGUGCACGCCAACGUACCGCCAUACCCAUACGGACCCGCCCGAUGGUUCAAGCAAUCCGAUAAAGGCCUCUACGGCGGUCAGCGCAUCCAAUUCGGCAACAACGUAUCACGCAAGACCGAGAUCAAGACACGAAGGAGCUGGUACCCCAACAUCAAGCGCAAGGCUCUCUUCUCCAAGGCUUUGAACCGUCGCAUUCGUGUUCGUGUCAGCACCAGAGUCAUGCGCACAAUCGAUAAGGUCGGAGGACUGGACGAGUACCUGUUGGGCGACAAGUCGGCACGCAUCAAGACGCUAGGCAUGGAGGGCUGGAGAUUGCGCUGUAUGAUCAUGGCCACAAAGACGGUACAAGACCGCUUCAAUCAGCAGAGACGCGCGCUGGGUCUGCCCGAGUUGGACUACGAACUUUUGGCUACCGAGCUCAAUCAGCUGCCCGACGAGUUGCUUGAUGCCGAGAUGACAGGCGAGCCUCUUGAGUUUGGAGUCGAGGAGGAGCCAUUCGAAACUGUCGAUGUUCUCGGUGGUAGUGAAGCAGCAACCAGCCCUAGACCAGAGCAAUUCCAACAAAGGGUGGACGAAGCGCUGUCCAAGAACUGGGAGCAGGCAAGAUAG